Odocoileus virginianus texanus is the source of this 2288-nucleotide messenger RNA. The record is from RefSeq and is a predicted model, not a curated record. Lineage: Eukaryota; Metazoa; Chordata; Mammalia; Artiodactyla; Cervidae.
AUGCCGCUCCCUGCGCUGCUCUGCGCGCUUUGCUUCUGCUUCUUGGCCGCGGCCGCUCGUGCCGGCUACUCGGAGGACCGCUGCAGCUGGAGGGGCAGCGGCCUGACCCAGGAGCCCGGCAGCGUGGGACAGCUCGCCCUGGCCUGUGCGGAGGGCGAGAUCGAGUGGCUGUACCCGGCCGGGGCGCUGCGCCUCACCCUGGGCGGCUCCGAGCCCGGCGCGCAGCCCGGCAUCGUCUGCCUGCGGCCGGCGCGGCCCUUCGCAGGCGCCCAAGUCUUCGCGGAGCGGGCGGGCGGCGCGCUAGAGUUGCUGCUGACCGAGGGCCCGGGCCCAGCCGGGGCCCGAUGCGCGCACUGGGGUCCUCGUGAGCGCCGGGCCCUUUUCCUGCAGGCCACCCCGCAUCCCGACCUCAGCCGCCGCGUGGCCUCCUUCAGCUUCGAGCUGCGGGAGGAUGGGCGUCCUGAGCUGGCCCCGCAGGCCCGCAGCCUUGGAGCGGAUGCUGCCUGCAGACCCUGCAGUGAUGCCGAGUUCCUCCUGGCCGUGUGCACCAGUGACUUUGUGAUCUACGGAACCAUCCUCGGGGUCGCCCACGACACAGAGCUACAGGAAUCUGUCAUUACCGUGGCAGCUGCCUGCGUCCUCCGCCAGACACUGCCGGUUUUCCGGGUGGGAGGCCCCGGGGGCCAGGGGCAGGCCUCCAUUCGCACCCCACUGCACUGUGGCGUGCACCCCGGCCCUGGCACCUUUCUCUUCAUGGGCUGGAGCCGCUUUGGUGAGGCCUGGCUGGGUUGCCUGCUCACGCUNGCUCCCCGCCUCCAGGAAUUCAGCCGUGCCUAUGCAGCUGCUCACGCUGACCACCUGCACCCCUGCGAGGUGGCGCUAGACUGACAGGCCUGGGGAGCAGGGUGCUGGGGAGGGUGGAGGGUGGCCUGCGGACGGCAUCACAGCGUCACCUGCUUUUGAGGUAACAGUGAUGACCAAUAAGAGCGCUGAAUGGAUGAGCCAGUGUGCAUAUGGUCCCCAGCCCAGGCCGCCUCACUCCGUUCUCUCCUCCCACAGCCUUGGGGGCUGCGUGCCACGCAGCCCAUGCCUGGGGGAGGGGCUGCUGCUGGGGGGGCACACAGGGACCCUCUCUCACGUGACCCUCGGUUUGCUGUCCCAAUGCCAGGUGCUUCUACCACUCAGAGUGGGAGUGAAAAGGGGCCAUACCCCCAAGGUCUCAGGUGGGCAGGCAGGCGGCCCCACUUUCCACCCUGAGGGAAGGGGCUGCGGUUUGGCAACCUGCUGACUUCCCCAAGUGGUGUGCCGCAAGCCCAGCAGUCACCCUACCCCCCCCCCACCCAUGAGGAAGAAUGGGCCUCUGUCCCCAGGCCCCUCUGAUGUGCCCCCCAUAGCUGUGGGGUCUCUCCUGCAGGGGUCCUAUUUGUUGCCCAUUUCUGGUGGGUGGGGGCACACAAUGGGGUCUCUUAAAGACCAUUUCCCCCGCCUCUACUCAGUGGCCUAGUUGUUGUUGCCCUGGACCACACGGAAGGCCCUGAUGCUGAAAGGCCCCGGUGCUGGGCAGGGGGUGGGGAGAAGAGAGGGGAGUGGGGGGCUGUGCAUGGGGGACUUUGGAAGCUGGAAUGAGCUGGCUCUGCUGACCCAGUCCCAUAGCUCGUGUCUGGGGGGGAUUCCUGGGCUGAGCCCCAGAAACAACUUUCCUGGCAGUCCUAACUGGAGAAGCAACCCUGCCAUCCUGCCAGCAGGAACUGAGGCUGGGAGGGGAGCAAGGUUCCUCGGGGUGCCUGCUGCCGGACUCAGCUGGUGUCAGUGCCUCGUGUGGCCACACCCUGUGUGGACAGCACGUCACUUCAGUGGCCGCUCUGGAGUUUCCGUGGGGCAGACUGUCUAAGGCUACAGUGUCGGGGGGACCUACUUCUUCACUUGGAUGGGCCAAUUGCUGAGGGGACUGCUGAGAAUUGUGAGGGGGAGUACAGUCACCCUGGAGGGCAAGCGCCCCUGGGUUCCUGCCACCUCUGCUGUUCUUAAGGCUCCUUGCGGAGCCUCUUGCUCCCCCAGACUCAGACUGGCAACCCCAGAUUGCUCGGGGCUCAGGCCCCAGAUCUCCUCUUCGAGUACAUCCCAAGUACAUUCAGAGCGAGGCCAGCCUUCUGCCUUUAAAUACCACCAACAUGCUGAUGACCCCACAUUUGGAUCUCCCAUGGACCUCUCUCCUCGACCAGACCCUUGUAUACCUGUUUCCCUCCCCUCCAACAGGGAGUAUCUCAGUAAAGACCAGAGGAGAAGGA